Messenger RNA from Rubroshorea leprosula, 1530 nucleotides. The record is from the annotation of a GenBank genome assembly. Lineage: Eukaryota; Viridiplantae; Streptophyta; Magnoliopsida; Malvales; Dipterocarpaceae.
CGCCAAUCUGAAACCAGACAAUCCUCAAUCCCCACCAAAACAUUGGAGAAAAGAAUCUAUUUUAGCAUUGGGAAAAAUGAGGGGAAGAAGUUACAGUUACAGUCCCUCACCAGCAAGGAAUUAUGGAAGGAGGCGUCGGAGUCCUAGCCCUAGGGAUCGCUAUGGAGGCCGUGGUAGAGAUCUUCCCACUAGUCUUCUUGUUCGCAACCUUCGCCAUGACUGCAGGGCAGAAAACCUUCGUGGACCAUUUGGGCAGUUUGGCCGCAUCAAGGACAUUUACUUGCCUCGAGAUUAUCACACUGGGUAAGCAUAUGUAGUUUUAUGUCUCAAGUGGCUUCCAUCUGAUCGGUGAGCGUGGUUGUAUUCUGUCUGGAAUGAGUAUUGGUGCUGGAGUGUUUUUUUAACCAUGUACCAUUGCUAUUGGUUUAUUGGAAUUCGGUUGUUUUCUAUUGUAAGUGUUUGAAGAGACAAUGAAGUAAUAAGAGAACUGGGCUGAAGACACCAAUGAAGUAAUUAGAAUACUCACUUGAACACAACUUCAAGUAAUGGGUACUGUUCAAGAUGAUGUAAUGUACAUCAAGAUUGGAGGGAAAUUGGUUUGAUUUUAUUGUGAAGAAGUUGAAGUCUUGAAGAAUAUCAACAAUUAAAACUUUGACUUCCACAAGGUUAGCAGCCACAUGAUUGUAUUUUCUUAAACUGUAUGAAGAAACAUCUUGCCUUGUUGUGAUUGUCUGUAUUCUCAACUAAGGAUUAUCUUCAGGAAAUUUUUGAGAGUCUGUGAGGAUGCCUUGCUUAUAAGUUUAAUCCAUGUUUAGUUAUCCUUUUGUUUCAUGUUUGUGGGAGUUACCUUGUCUGUGCUGCAGGGAGCCACGUGGCUUCGGGUUUGUUCAGUAUAUAGACCCUGCUGAUGCAGCUGAUGCAAAAUAUCAGAUGGAUGGUUGUGUGCUUCUUGGUCGAGAACUCACUGUUGUAUUUGCUGAGGAAAACAGAAAGAAGCCUUCAGAAAUGAGAGCAAGAGAACAGUCAAGAGGUCGGUCAUACAGGUGCUCUCCACUUCGCUAUUCUAGAUCUCCAUACUAUCAGAGUUAUUCUUGCAGUCCAGACUAUUAUUCCCCAUCUCCUAGGCAAAGGCAUUACUCAAGGUCCAUUUCACCUAGAGACACAAGGUACGUAGAAAGAUCUUACUCAAGGUCUCCUUAUCGUUCAAGGGGUAGAAGCCAAAGCUUCAGUAGGAGCAGGGAACAGAACCUGGAUUAUUCUAGGUGAUAACUAAUUGGAGAACUAUUUAUGUGUCCGGAGAUGUUUAGCUAUGCUAGGAGAUCUCAUGUUUAGGAUACCCUUGCCUUUACCCAUCUAUAACUUGAACUUGUUAUGGUAGUUUCAAGAGCUUGCUGCUCCAAAUAAUGUUCGAUGUUAUACAUUUGCAUUAUCUGUAGGAUUGUAUGGAUGCUGUUUACUUACUUGGACAAAGUACCUUGUCAUGGUAAUGCUACUCAUUUCUUGAGUUAGGAAUAUAUCAUUCUAUUGCCA